AAAUUCAAAAACUAAGAAAGGAAAGAAAGAGAACAAUGACGUCGAGGGAAAAGGGGUGUCUAGGUUCAUCCUCCCAACGAAACGAGAGAAAAUUGUUCAUUACCCUCUCAAACACAAGGAAUCUUCAUUCCCAUCUUCGAUUCUUUUUUAUCUCUAACUAAGUUGAAUCAUUAUAAAUUUAUAUCCCAUCCCAUUAACUCAAAAAUAGUUGCAAAAUCCCCCUCUGAUUCUCAUUUUCGGUUCUCUUUUUCUCUCCCACCUUUUUACCUCUCCCAUUUCGUCCUUUUCCCUAAUUAAUCUCAAGCUUCGAAGCCUUGGUCUCCAUCUCAGAUGGCGUCCAUGGCGACUCGUUUCACCAAGACCCCAUCCCCAUUUCAUUCUAUUCAGAGAACUUCUUACACCCAUUUGGGCGCUCCGAUUAAGGUCUCCAUUGCUACCUCCAAGUCGAAGAAGACCCAUCUCCGGCUCCGGGUUUCUGCCGGUUUGAUCGAACCGGACGGCGGGAGGCUGGUGGAGCUUCUUGUUGAGGAGCCCCUGAGGGGUUUGAAGAAGAAGGAAGCCUUAUCCUUGCCAAGGAUCGAGCUUUCUAGCAUUGAUAUUCAAUGGGUUCAUGUUCUCAGCGAAGGAUGGGCCAGUCCUCUUACCGGAUUCAUGAGAGAAUCCGAGUUCCUCCAAACGCUUCAUUUUAAUUCCCUCAGGCUUCCAGAUGGGUCUGUGGCCAACAUGUCAGUGCCCAUUGUUCUGGCCAUUGACGAUGCUCAAAAGCACAGCAUCGGGGACUCCACCAGUGUGGCUCUCUUUGAUUCUAAGAACAACCCCAUCGCUGUUCUUAAGGAUAUUGAGAUCUACAAGCACCCUAAAGAAGAAAGGAUAGCUAGAACCUGGGGCACCACCGCCCCGGGGCUCCCUUAUGUUGAUCAAUCUAUAACCAAUGCUGGUAAUUGGCUGAUCGGAGGUGACUUAGAGGUUAUAGAGCCAAUCAAGUACCAUGAUGGCCUUGACCGUUUCCGACAGUCACCUGCAGAACUACGGGAGGAAUUUACCCGGCGAAAUGCAGAUGCAGUGUUUGCAUUCCAACUUCGAAACCCAGUACAUAACGGCCAUGCAUUACUAAUGACUGACACCCGCCGUCGACUGCUUGAGAUGGGAUACAAGAACCCCAUUUUGUUGCUUCAUCCUUUGGGUGGCUACACCAAGGCAGAUGAUGUUCCACUUAGUUGGCGAAUGAAACAACAUGAGAAGGUGCUCGAGGAUGGUGUUCUUGAUCCAGAAACAACAGUUGUUUCCAUAUUUCCAUCUCCAAUGCACUAUGCAGGGCCAACUGAGGUUCAGUGGCAUGCAAAGGCAAGAAUUAAUGCAGGAGCCAACUUUUACAUUGUUGGACGCGACCCAGCUGGAAUGGGUCAUCCUACUGAGAAAAGGGAUUUGUAUGAUGCGGACCACGGGAAGAAAGUGUUGAGCAUGGCACCUGGACUAGAGCGGCUAAACAUCCUUCCUUUCAGAGUUGCUGCUUAUGAUAAAACUCAGGGCAAGAUGGCCUUCUUCGACCCCUCUAGAGCUCAGGAUUUCCUUUUCAUAUCCGGCACCAAGAUGAGAACAUUAGCAAAGAACAAAGAGAAUCCGCCAGAAGGCUUUAUGUGCCCAGGUGGAUGGAAGGUGUUGGUUGAAUAUUAUGAUAGUUUGGUACCUGCAAGCAGUGGCAGACUUCCUGAACCUGAAGCUGUUCUGGCGUAGGCUUAGGGUGUUGUAUCACGGAAAAGUAUUUAAACUUUUGAAAAUACAGUGCCUGUGAUGAAUAAGAUCAUGAGGCGAUGGUACAGAAGCAUUGCAUGAUUUGCCUCUUUGUAAAUUAGAUGCAUUCACCGCAUCUUUGGGUUUGGUAUAACACAGCAUAUUGUUUAUUAGUGUGGCUUAUGUUCAAUUCUAUGAAAGAGAUGGGUUUGCUGAA
Cucumis melo (muskmelon) is the source of this 1948-nucleotide messenger RNA. RefSeq names its product ATP sulfurylase 1, chloroplastic. Gene Ontology annotation, molecular function: adenylylsulfate kinase activity; sulfate adenylyltransferase (ATP) activity. NCBI's taxonomy places the organism in Eukaryota, Viridiplantae, Streptophyta, Magnoliopsida, Cucurbitales, Cucurbitaceae. The transcript has 5 exons. The record is from RefSeq and is a predicted model, not a curated record. The coding region runs from base 331 to 1734 and encodes 467 amino acids. Gene Ontology annotation, biological process: sulfate assimilation.